AUGAGCCUGACAGCAAGAAUGCGUCCUGCAAGCUAACACACGUCUGCAGAUAACAAAACGUCCAACAGGCUUUCAUUGCAGUGUGAGAGAGAUCUGCUGAGGGGAGAUGAGAGGAUACAGAGCAAUAAAGUACACUUUAUUCAUCUGCUGCCACGUUUUCUGGGUAGUGAGCGCCGUGCUCGUAGCGGUCGGGAUCUACGCCAAGAUUGCAAAGGAGAAAGAUGUGGUUGACACCCUGAUGUUGGAUCCAGCUCUGCUCCUGAUCGUCGUUGGCGCUGCGAUGUUUCUCAUCACGUUCCUCGGAUGUUUCGGGGCCUUGCGUAACGCCACCUGCCUGCUGAAGACGUUUCUGGGGAUCCUGGUGGGCAUCCUCCUCCUGCAGAUUGCUGCUGGCGUCGUGGGAUACCUCUUCACUGACAUGGUGAUGGAGAGGACAGAGACGCUGAUGAUGAAGGCCAUUGUCCGCUACAGGGAGGACCAGGACCUGGAGAAUGCCAUCGACUUCAUCCAGAAGAAGUUUCAGUGCUGCGGGGUUGAGAGCUAUAAGGACUGGUCCCGUAAUGUCUACUUUGAGUGUAUGGACACAAACCCCAGUCUGGAAGCCUGCGGAGUUCCCUUCUCCUGCUGCAUUAACCUGCUGAACCAGACGGUGGUGAACACCAUGUGUGGUUAUGGGAUGCAGCCGCUGCAGGAGAGCAUGGCCGGGCUGAGCGUCUUCACCAUGGGCUGCCUGGAGAAGAUAGUCUGGUGGGCAAAACACAACUUGCUGCUGGUGGCCGGCCUGACCGCCGGGCUGCUGCUGCUCGAGGUCUGCAUGAUCUGCUUGGCCGCAGCCCAAAUCUCCAGGAUAAAGAAAGUACAUCAGCUUAAGAACGCGAAAGCACUCAGAAGCCGGUUGGAAAGGAAGGACAGCUACUGGUCUCCUGCUUUUGCAGACUUUGAUGAAAGUGAUCGUCGAGAUCGAGAUAAAUAAUUACUGACAGAUUUAUCUGGGUUAAGGGACUUUCGUUCGUUUUAGGUCAAAAUGAAAACAUCUGGGUGUUGAUCAAAUUAUGCGAGACAUGCUGUUUACUGUGAAUUUCUAGUUUGAUAUACUAGUAAGGGGAACAGGUCCAUGUUCUUGCACUGUAACGUCUUAACAAUACUAAUAGUGUUGACGGUGGAACUACUACCUCAUGUAAAAUCCUUUAAAAACCAAUUUAUUUGUCAUUAACAUUAUAUAUAUAGAUAUAUCUAUAUCCAUAAUUCACAAGUAUCCCAGAGAAUGUUUUGUAUACUACCAAAGUGGUAAACUAAAGGGUGGAGGUUAAAUGUGAUCAAAAAAGUAAAAGUCAGUGUAAUAUUAUGAUUCCUAUAGAGGCCACAAAUGUAUUCACACCCCUAAAUAAGACGUUGUGGAUACUCAUGACACACGCUUUGCUUUAAGUCCACUUGAAACACUUCAUGGCCCCAUUUUGCAAUGUUGAGUUUAAAGCUCCAGAACAAGAACAAGCCUCUUUUAUCUCAUUAAUAACUAACGUAGGAGUUGAAACAAAGUGACACAACUUUUUGUAAAUGUCCUUGAGUAGAGCGUGCAAACCCAGGAGACCCUCGGUAAACCAAAUCAAUCCCUGUUGUUCCUCCCUCACUGGUUGAGUCUUCAUUGUGACUUUAAUCUGUGGUGGAGGAUUAGCUGGUGAAACACCUGUGGCUGCAUGACGUCACAAGGAUUCAGUCCUGUAGGCCCCCACGUUCGCUUUAUUGGAUUACAGUGCUUUGCUAUUGCAUUCGAAUUAGCAACCGCAGUGUAGUGACGAUGUCCUUUUCUACUUCCAUGUGUCCCCUCUGGACUUUUCUAAUGUCUUUGUGCUUAAUGUGGGAUAGUUUAAAUGGUAUUUUUCAUUACAAUUUAUCUUUGAUACCAUCAGCAAUAAUCACCUUGCUGCACCCGAGUGACAGUGUUUUGAAAUAGAAGUUAAAACGGUUGGUAAGGUCAAGAAAUGAGCAGUCCGAUCCCAGGAUAUCAAGCAAAUUAGCUUUGAGGCUUUAUAGAUGUUGCUAGCAACGGCUGAACGGCUUCCUCUGUAUAAAAUUAUUGGCCCAAGCCCAUUGCGCUUACCCUGAACUCCGCUAUUAGGGAAAUUUACAACUUUUAUGGCAGAAACGUAUGAAAUGCAUUGUUUCUCAAAAUGAUUAAGAACAGGGGCUAUUUACACAGUAAGAAAAACAACCAGCUGCCGUUUUGAAGCUUCAAGUUGUCAUCUUGGGUUACUGCCAUCGCCAUGUUGUUGUUUUCGCAACAAUGAGCGGAGGUUACCUCAUUUGUAGUGUGGAGGAUUGACAUAGAGACGCCAGGUACAGCUGUGGUAGCGCGAGUGAACAGGCACCAUACGCCCAACGAGUGUUUAUAAUGUUUACCAAUGGAAAAAAUCAAGUGACGGGCAGUGUUAUUUUCACAUAGACUUCAGAUUACUUGUUGCAACGAGAGGAGUCAACCCCUGCUGGUCAGCAGGGAGAAUGCAUGCACUAACACAUUUCCACUCCGGCUUCACUCGGUGGAACCGGAGGUUGCCGUGUGGUUCGGACAUGUCUUUAUAAAUCUCGGAAAGAUAGCAUCAUCAAAAUUAAUAUUAAAAUAUUUAUUUUUCAAAAACAAACAAAUUCAAUAAAAAUACUUGACUAUUUCAUAUAAAAAGUGUUUUGAAAAUGCUGUAGUUUGUCAGUGUGCAUUGGCAGAUAAACAUUGAGGUUUGUGGAUUAAAACAACAGACGGUCCACGCUCAUUAAGGCAGGUCUAUGUUUUCACUAAAAUGAUUUGAAUAUUAGGUAUCAUGAGUUUUAGUGUCUUUAAAGGUAUUUCAUUUAUCCUAACCGUCUUAAUCUAAACCAUAAUUUUUAGUAACUUGUAAGUGAAAACAAUUUUGCAGCAAUUAAAUAAAAAGCCAACAUUUAGUUACCUCAAAGUGUUGGUCGAUCUCAGAUGUAGCUAAAUCCUUUGUAAACAACUUGAGGUAACACCAUUAAGUGAUUGAGUUGUAACUAAACCCAAACAAGCAUCUGUUCGUGGGAACCAACUCUGGUAAAAUGUCCAUAAUCCCAACAGCACUUUGUUCCCCUUCCAACACAAGUCAAGACAAAUACAAUAGGAAGAAAUAAUGCCGCUUCAAGUGAAGCCAGUUCAAACGCAUGCCAGCAUGCUGUGAAAUACAAACGACACAGAGAAAGAAGAAAGUUGAGUCUGCAAGAUGAAGGGCACUUGGAUGCCGUUGGAUUGGACAGAUAAGCCUUUAACCCUUCAACCAAGUCUGAGUGCAGGCAGGAAUGACCACCCGCCAAUCAAAUACAUAGUUCAGGUUUGUUGAACUUUCAGAGAGAGCAAAAGUGUUGUAAACUUGAGGAACAAAUAGCAGCAC
Molecule: messenger RNA, 3392 nt
Organism: Gasterosteus aculeatus aculeatus (three-spined stickleback)
Lineage: Eukaryota; Metazoa; Chordata; Actinopteri; Perciformes; Gasterosteidae
Product: tetraspanin-33
Cellular component (GO): plasma membrane
Source: RefSeq, a predicted model, not a curated record